Pseudoliparis swirei is the source of this 5382-nucleotide messenger RNA. RefSeq names its product marker of proliferation Ki-67 (gene mki67). The transcript has 17 exons. Gene Ontology annotation, biological process: regulation of chromosome segregation; regulation of mitotic nuclear division. The record is from RefSeq and is a predicted model, not a curated record. Lineage: Eukaryota; Metazoa; Chordata; Actinopteri; Perciformes; Liparidae. Gene Ontology annotation, cellular component: chromosome; nucleus. Gene Ontology annotation, molecular function: protein binding. Bases 94 to 5148 code for a protein of 1684 amino acids.
CGUAGUAAAAGUUAUCUUAGUCGCAUCCUGCUCUAUGUGUAUGGAUUUCCGGAAGUUGACAAUUCUUUGAGCGGACCAGGUAACGUUACGAAAAUGCCACUGCACGGAAAGAUAGUGGUGAUUAAGAGGAGUGGAGGAGACGGCACCGAGUUUCCUCUCACUGCCGCAUGCUUGUUUGGAAGGAAGCCUGACUGCGACAUCCGUAUUCAGCUUCCCCAAGUCUCCAAGGAGCAUUGCAGAAUUGACUUUAAUGAGAAUAAAGAGAUCAUUUUGACUAAUUUGAGCUCUGUGAAUCCAACCCGUGUCAACGGAGAGGCUUUACAGCAUUCUGAACGUUUGAAGCACGGAGAUGUGAUAACUGUUAUUGACCGUUCUUUCAGGUUUGAGUACCCUCCACCACCCACACCAAAGAAGAGGGCUUCGAUAGGAGGCAAAGCUGAAACCUUUAAAGUUCUUCAAAAUCAACAAGUGGGAGAUGCUGCUUCCGCUGAACUUGGAGAAAAAAGGAUCUCUGAAGUGUCCACAGACCCUCAUCUUAAAGAUGGAACUAACUAUGAAAACAUCCAGCGACCCCUGGAGAAAACUCAGGAGGAUGGCCUGCUGCCGAGCAAGACCGCCUCCCCCUUCAGCGAUCUGUAUCAAAUGAUCAAAAAAUCCCUGGAUGUCAAGACUCCUCGUAAAUCAUCUGCCAGUGUGCUCCAAACACCUACCUCGAGGUUCUGCACUCCAAAACCGGGUUCAAUCAGGAAAAAUGAUGAAACGCCCGUCGUUUACAAGGAAGACAAAACCACUCCGAAGAAGGAUGAGGCCGAAGUUUCUUGUAUUGCUGUCGAGACCGAGGAGGAGGAGGAGGCUGAAACUGUAAGUAACGAGACCCCAAAGUCCGUGAAGAAGCAACGGCGGUCCUUCCAGGUUCCUUCCACUGAGAUGGUCGGACCUGAAGUUGAAGAAGCUGAAACUGCUGACCAGUCUGAAGUAACUUCACCCCAGAAGAGGAUCUGUACGCCCCCCCAGAGGUUUACUCCAUGUGAGGUUGUAGAGCAAAUUUCCGCAAUGCCCAAAUCCCCCGUGAGACGAACAUCACCAAGGAACUCUGGGAAAGUAGAAAUGGUGGUCGAGACGUCCAAAAAACGCGAACGCGACGAACAGGCCAGCGACUUGCCCACAUCCCAGAUGAAGAGGGUUUCCUUUGGCGGUUUGCUGUGUCCCGAGCUGUUUGACAAAUGUCUGCCUCCCAACUCUCCGCUGUGUAAAGGAGCCACGCCGCGCAGAAGUGCUUCUGAUGCCAAUCAGUCACUCCUGAGGCGAUCAUCAGCCAUUGGCUCGCUCCAGGGCAAAAGGGGCUCACCAAAAUCCAGGUCCCCUUCUCCUAAGACUGUGACUGUACAAGGGCGCUUCUCUGUGUCGCAGAUUAACACACCAUCUCCAGUUGCAGACGACGACAUAACUGAGCAGGUGCCUUUUGUCACUGUGACUCCCCUGAGAAGGAGGAGCACCUCGUGGGAGACUCCAAGUCAAGCAAAGAGUGCCGUAAAAGUGUUACGCAGAAGUGGCAUUUCACGGGCAUCUAUGAAGGUCAAAAGUUCUUGGGCAGACAUUGUGAAAUUUGGACAAACUAAAACUCAGGUGGCUGCUGCGCCAGCUAAAAAGAUGGUUGCCAAAAAGACAGCAAAGGCUGUCGCCAAACCUCAGACCCCUGCAAGGAACCUCAAAGGCCACGUCAGCACCGGGCAUGCCGAUUCCCCGGUUACCAUUGUUGUGGGCAGAGCUCACAAACAAACAGUCGUACAUCCAACUAGUGCUGCGCCAAAACUGGUCAACAAUAUUGCUCUCCUCCAAAAGCACAUGAAGAUGGAUGAGGACUUGACGGGUAUUUCUGAAAUGUUGAAACCCCCUGGAAACGAAAUGAACAAAGCCCCAAAAACACAAGUGGGAGGUCUGAGCACAUCUGUGGCUGAGCCAUCUGUGUUGAACACACCAGAGGAGUCAGGUGAAAUGAUGGUGUCUCCGCUGACCGUUUCAUCUACGAUGAAAGACCGAAGCUACAGUAGCGAGGCCGUCCAACGCCUCUUUAACGAUCAAGAGUCCAGCAUCGUUGGCGACGGCCCUGCCGUGGAUGAGUCCGCAGAUUUGAAGACAACCUCGGUAACGACUCCCAAACAGAAGCCACAAACACCGGACUGUCUCAUCGGAGUGAAGAGGAUGAUGAAGACGCCAAAACAGAAAGCUGAGCCCAUUGAGGACCUGAGAGGGAAGAUUUUGAAAACUCCGACGCAGAAGCCAGAAAUCCAAGAGUGUCUCACCGGAGUGAAGAAGAUGAUGAAGACGCCAAAACAGAAAGCUGAGCCCAUUGAGGACCUGAGAGGGAAGAUUUUGAAAACUCCGAAGCAGAAGCCAGAAACCCAAGAGUGUCUCACCGGAGUGAAGAAGAUGAUGACGACCCCAAGACAGGAAGUGGAACCUGUAGAGGACAUCAAAGUGGAGCUUCUGACUCCUCCCACCCAGAAGCCUGAACAACAAGAGUGCCUCACUGAAGUGGAGGCCGUUUGUAACACUCCACAACCGGAGGCUGAGCCUCUUGAAGACCAAGAAAAAUCUCUGGAAGCUCCCGAGGCUGUUACGGCACCGGCACACGUCCAAGAACCAGAAGACCUCUCGGAAAAGAGAGACGUGACAGCGGAAAGCGUCAAGAGCUCCCCGUUGGUAUGUCUCUCACAAGGCAAGAAAGUAGUGAAGACUCCCAAGAUGCUGACUGAACCCUCAGCACAACCAGAGAUCCAUGAGGUUGCAGACCAAGCACCUCUAGAUUGUGAUGAAGAUGUAGCAAAAGAACUCAUCUUUGCCCACGAGGAGCCACAAGACGACGUGCCAACAGAAGUGAUUAAUGAUGUUCCCCAACUUGACAUGAAAGCAGAAGCGGAUGCAGAGGAAGUAGUCGUUGAUGACCGCUUGCCGGUGUUACCUGAAGCCCAACCUGACCUGGAAGCUGCUACCAUCAAAGUCACAAACUUGGACACAGCUGCCACUGUAGAAUCUCUUGUGGCCGAUGCCGCAGACGACUGUGAUGCAGCGGUUGUCCCCACUCCAGUCAAAAGAAGGAGGAAGAAAAGCGAAGCUACGGCAUCACCCGCUGUCAGACAGACGACGAGAGGCAGGAAUGCCAAGUCUCAUGGAAGCGCCUCUGAGGAUCAGCCUGAAACGGCACCAGAGAAAGUUUUGGAAUCUACACCGGCGAGCGAGAUUUCCACUGAAGCUGUGAGUGACCGAGCGUCGCCAAUGGAAGAAAAUGAUUGUGCACCUGCUGAGGAGGAAGCCGUGGAGAAGCCCGCCAGAGGGAGAAAAACUAAACAAACACCUGUUAAGCCACCUCAGACAAAGCUGAAUGAAGUUGUGGGUGUCGAGUCUCUUCCUGCAGACGCUCAACCUCUGGAAAAACCCAGAAGAGGGAGAAAGACCAAACCUGAUGCGGCUGAACAAAUCGAGGUGGCAGAAGACGCCGUUUUCCCCAUGGAGACCAAGCAGCAGGAGCAGCCUCCAGUCAGGGCUAAGAGGGGAAGAAGUGUGAAGCAGGAAGAAGAAAAGCUGGACUCUGUGUCAGUGGAGACAACCAAAUGCCAGGAGCCGGCUAAAAAAUUGAGGAGAACCAAGAAGGCGGCGCAAAAUCAAGCUUCUGAAGAUCAAGCUGACAUUGUGCCAGAGCCUGAGAUGCAACAGAGUCCCCCGGUUGAGGCAAGCGACAGUGCAGCGCUUCUGGAGAAGGCUGCGUUGAAGCCCAAGCAAGGAAGAAAAGCUAAACAGCCCGAGGAGCAGCAAGAUGUGCCUACGAGAGAAGCAGAGGAAAGUGAAACCUGCAGUGUGGCGCACAGUAGGGGAGAUAAAAAUAAGUCGGCAGCUGCCAUGGAAACGGCUCCCGUAACGGAGAGCCUACCUGAGGUGGAAACGGCAACUUGCAAAGUCACAGAAAUGGAUGCAGCCGUUCCCAAGAAGUCUGUUCGAGGCAGAAGGGCGAAGCUAAUGGAGGAUAAACAGGAGGCAUCCGACAGCUGUGACGACGCCGUCGUCCCUACUCCAGCCAGAGGAAGAAGGGGGAAGAAAUCCGAAGCUGCAGCACCACCCGCUGAAAAUGAUUCUGCACCCGCUGAGGAGGAAGCUGUCACGAAGCCCACCAGAGGGAGGAAAUCUAAACAAACACCUAUUGCGCCGCCUCAGCCAGAGCUGAAUGAAGUCAAGUCCCUUCCUGCCGACGCUCAACCUCUGGAGAAACCCAGAAGAGGGAGAAAGACCAAGCCUGAUGCGGUUGAACAAAAUGAGGUGGCUGAAGACACAGUGGUCGCUCCAGUCAGGGCGAAGAGGGUAAGAAUCGCAAAGCAGGAAGAAGAAAAGCAAGUAUCUGCAUCAGUUGAGAUGACCAAAUCCCAGGAGCCGGCUAAAAAAUUGAGGAGAACCAAGAAGGCGGAGCAAGACCGUGAAGAAGUCCACGCCAUUGAAAUGGUCCCAGAUGAGGUUGAAGCGCCAAUUGUUGCUGAACCAGUGAAGAUGAAAGAACAGGCUGCAAAACCAAGGAGAGGUCGUAAAGCCACAGAGGACCAAGAGGUCCCGGCUGUCGAUUCCGCAGAUGAGCCUGAAGCUCCAGUCGUGAAGCGGAGCAGGGCAAAAGCCUCAGUGAAAACCGAGGUUUCACAAGCCACUCCGGUCAAGAAAGCCCGUCGAGGUGCAGCCCUUCCUCUUGAGACGAGUGAAGAGUCCACAGUUGAGGUUUCAGAGCCUGCGGCAACUUCAGUAGCGCCUGCCAAGAGAAGCAGACGGGCAGCAGCCGCUGAACCGACACAUCCCAGUGAGGAUUCACGCAAAGCUGUUGACACAAAACCGUCCAAAAGAUCCGUCAGGGGUAAAGCAGUCGUUGACGUUCCACAAGCAACACCUGUGAAGGCCGUUCGAGGUAGAAAAUCCAGACUAGUGGACACCGAGAGCAACAAUGACGAAAAGGCUGCUGACGAGACUGAAGAGAUGGAUCUCUCAGACAAAGUUGCUGAAGCUCAGCCCGCCAAGAGAACCAGGAAGAUGCCGAAGGUCGCCGAGGUCAAGGUGAAAAGUGUCGAGGCAGACGCACGGCUCAAAACCCGGAGAGGAAGAUCAGCAAAGGAAUAAAUCGUCUAUUCAUCCUAAUGACUGUUUUUUCCCCUUGUCAUUUUUAUUAGAUUGUGUGGCAUUUUAGAAAGUAGUUUUAUAGACUGAAAAUUUAAGCACUGCUUCAUUUUUUCUAUUUUUUUUCAAUACGGCAGGGAAAGUUUUUCUACCAUUGACUUUGUAUGUUCAUUGGUCGUUUUAAAAUUGUGUAAAUGGUGGAAAAAUAAUUAUUAAAUUUGUUUGUAAAAUGGGAAA